GAAUACUACAACACAGGGCUCCUAAACGAAUAGAGUGAUGUUUAUAGCUUUGGGGUAGUCCUCAUGGAACUCCUCUCAGGUCAAAAGGCAUUGUGCUUUGAAAGGCCACAGUACUCUAAACAUCUGGUCAGUUACUUAGCUUCUGCCAUAAAAGAGAAUAGGUUGCACGAGAUUAUUGAUGGGAAAAUGUUGACCGAGGAUAACAAGAUGGAGAUCAAGGAAGUUGCAAGAAUUGCUGUCGAGUGUACAAGACUGAUGGGAGAAGAAAGACCAAAGAUGAAGGAAGUAGCUGCAGAGCUUGAGGGCUUGAGAGUCACCAAAGACAAACAUAAGUGGUCGGAUCAGUACCCUGAGGAAACUGAACAAUUGGUCGGUGUUCAAAUCAUAUCAGCCCAAGGGGGUUGUACCACUGACUAUGAUAGCAUCACGAAUGUAGCAACGUUGCACAUUGAAGCUGGUCGCUGA
This is a messenger RNA of Brassica napus (rape), 465 nucleotides long. Its product is annotated as wall-associated receptor kinase 4. The record is from RefSeq and is a predicted model, not a curated record. Bases 64 to 465 code for a protein of 133 amino acids. Gene Ontology annotation, molecular function: protein serine/threonine kinase activity. Gene Ontology annotation, cellular component: plasma membrane. The transcript has a single exon. Lineage: Eukaryota; Viridiplantae; Streptophyta; Magnoliopsida; Brassicales; Brassicaceae. Gene Ontology annotation, biological process: protein phosphorylation; cell surface receptor signaling pathway.